Molecule: messenger RNA, 599 nt
Organism: Crotalus tigris (Tiger rattlesnake)
Lineage: Eukaryota; Metazoa; Chordata; Lepidosauria; Squamata; Viperidae
Product: bleomycin hydrolase-like
Exons: 4
Biological process (GO): proteolysis; L-homocysteine catabolic process; response to toxic substance
Cellular component (GO): cytoplasm
Molecular function (GO): cysteine-type aminopeptidase activity
Source: RefSeq, a predicted model, not a curated record
GCAACUUCCUGCUUCCGAGGCUAUAUAAGCGCCGCUUCCGGCGCCCGGCUGAUUGGUGCCGAGGCUGCAGCGGUGUUGGCGGCGGCUUUUCCCGGAGGGCCCGUGAUGUGCGUCCCAGGAUUGAGCCUGAAGAAAUCCUCCGCCUUCCUCAAAGCGUUGAAAGGGGAGCCUCACUAUGUCUUGGCCCAAAAUGUGGCUACUUCAACGGACUUCCUGGACGGAAGCCUUAACCGGGAAGUUGUCCAAAACACCCUGCAGGUCUUCCAGCACGCCGUACCGGCCGAAGGGAAACCGAUCACCAACCAAAAGAAUUCAGGACGCUGCUGGAUCUUCUCCUGCCUGAACGUGAUGCGUCUGCCCUUCAUGAAGAAGCUCAACAUUGAGGAAUUCGAAUUCAGCCAGUCCUACCUCUUCUUCUGGGACAAGGUCGAGCGCUGCUACUACUUCCUCCACGCUUUCAUCGAGACUGCCCACGAGCCCAUCGACGGACGGCUGGUCCAGUUCCUGCUCACCAACCCCUCCAACGAUGGCGGCCAGUGGGACAUGCUGGUGAACAUCAUUGGUAAGGAAAGCCAGAGCCUUGGAUCUUUUGAGGGGGG